Molecule: messenger RNA, 752 nt
Organism: Gopherus evgoodei (Goodes thornscrub tortoise)
Lineage: Eukaryota; Metazoa; Chordata; Testudines; Testudinidae
Gene: POLR2J
Product: RNA polymerase II subunit J
Exons: 4
Coding region: 79-432 (117 amino acids)
Biological process (GO): transcription by RNA polymerase II
Cellular component (GO): RNA polymerase II, core complex
Molecular function (GO): DNA binding; protein dimerization activity
Source: RefSeq, a predicted model, not a curated record
CCCCUGGGUGCUCCCGGAAGCGGAACCUGAGCUCGGCGCUGCUGGGACCGGAGGCGCCGCCGCUGCCACCGCCGCAGGAUGAACGCGCCGCCGGCCUUCGAGUCCUUCCUGCUCUUCGAGGGGGAGAAGAAGAUCACAAUUAAUAAGGAUACAAAAGUACCAAAUGCCUGUUUGUUUACAAUCAACAAGGAAGACCACACACUUGGAAAUAUUAUCAAAUCGCAAUUACUGAAAGACCCUCAGGUGUUGUUUGCAGGAUACAAGGUCCCACAUCCUCUGGAACAUAAAAUCAUCAUUCGAGUUCAGACCACUCCUGAUUACAGUCCCCAGGAAGCUUUCACCAAUGCUAUCACGGACCUGAUCAGUGAACUCUCCCUUCUAGAGGAGAGAUUCAGGGUUGCUAUCAAAGAUAAACAAGAAGGAAUUGAAUAGAAACAUGAACUCUCUCUUUUGACCUGGAUUGUGGUGUUUCUUUUCAUGAUAGUGGAUGUGACUACUUCAUUGAACCACUUCUUUAAGGAUUAUUUAAAACUUUCAGUAAGAAUUAAUGUCUCUAAUUUCACUAAUUUGUAGUUAAUUUGCCUGCAGUAUUGAGAGUUCUGUACAGGAUAAAUUAUUUGCAGGUAGGAUGGUAAGUGUAUGAGAAGUCUUGUAUUAUUUGAGCUAUUACACUUUUUUCAAAGCUGUGUGAGACUUCCGCAACAAGUGUAGAGCCUUUGAUUACUGUUAUAAAGAAGUAAGAUUUAACAGCU